Molecule: messenger RNA, 747 nt
Organism: Schistosoma margrebowiei
Lineage: Eukaryota; Metazoa; Platyhelminthes; Trematoda; Strigeidida; Schistosomatidae
Source: the annotation of a GenBank genome assembly
AUGAAAAGAAGCACAUGGUUAUGUAAUGUGGAUAAAACCUUGCUUAACAGAACUUUUGUUCGAAGUUCUGUGUUGGGAACACUGAGGUGUCCUGAAACUAGAACAGAUGCGUCUCCAAAAGUUGAAGACUUUAAUCUCUCUGGUCAAGAAGUAAAAGAUUUUUAUGAAUCACUUACACAGUGCGUAACUCAAAAGUUGGAAUACUCGUCACUUGGUUCAAAUUUAUAUAAAUGUUCCGUAUGUGGUGGAUCUUAUAGUGAUUUUAAGAAACACGUUUCAUCCAUUGGUCAUCAAAUGGCUGAGAUGUCAGAAAAAAGUUACCAACUUUUAACUAGAAUAGGUUGGCGUGAUGGUGCCCUCGAUCCAGGAUAUGAAGAACUGAAGACUUCGAAAGUACUGUCUGGCAUUUCAACUAACGAGUAUAAAUCACGUUUCUGCAUUAAAAAUGGCGGUUUAGGUGCUUCCAGACAAGGUCGACGCUUUCCUGUAGCAACUGUUUUAAAACGCGAUCGUCUCGGUUUUGGAUGGCCGAAUAAAACAAAUACUGCAAGAAUUACACAUUUCAGCGCAGGUGAUUCAAAAGCAGUUGAAUAUCCCAAAGAUGUGGGACGACUUCGUCACUCAUCCAUUAAAAUGGACUCGAAAUAUAUGAUAAGGAAAAUGAAUUUAGAAAAGAAGAAAGAACGUAUUAUAAGACAGGGGUUUAAUUUGACUGAUGAACAGUUAGCUUUGCUCUAUGACAAAUGA